This is a messenger RNA of Gekko japonicus, 670 nucleotides long. RefSeq names its product protein amnionless-like. The transcript is spliced from 5 exons. The annotation marks the transcript as partial. Gene Ontology annotation, cellular component: apical plasma membrane; endocytic vesicle. NCBI's taxonomy places the organism in Eukaryota, Metazoa, Chordata, Lepidosauria, Squamata, Gekkonidae. The record is from RefSeq and is a predicted model, not a curated record. Gene Ontology annotation, biological process: receptor-mediated endocytosis; intracellular protein localization.
AUGUGGGAUCUGAGCGAGAUGCCGCCGGGGUCGCGGGGCGCCUGGCGGGAGGAGAAACUGGCAGAGGAGCUGGAGCUUGCCCGGGAAAGGCGCCCUUUGCCAAAGCUUCCACUGAAUGGAGAAUUCAUUAUGGCCCCUGGUGCUGGGUUUGCAGCUUUUGACGGCAAUUACGAACCAGGAUGUGAGACAGCUUCAGAAAUCAAAUUUACCAGUUCAGGGGGUUACCAGUGGUAUGACCCCACACUGUGGCACGCCACGGUCUCCUUGGAAGAUCUGGAAAGGGGCAAGUAUAUGUUCUCUGUGGAUGAAGAGCGUGUCCCAUGCCAGUACGACGAUGUCCUCUUCCAGCCCGAAACAUCCUUCUGGGUGAAUAUCGAGUCGUCCGAGCAGAUAUGUCUCAGGAGCAUUUCCAUCAUGGGUCAGAAGUUCACCGACAAUGACACUCUGGCAGAAUAUAUGAAGAGCCGUUCCGCAAAGCUGCAGUUCCACGGGCAAGGGGCAUUCCGGCUGUCAAACGCCAGAUGUCCAGACAAAUCCGGCUGUGAAUGUGGAAACGCAGCUGACCGUCACCGAAUCUGUGCUGCCUUGCUCCAGAAUUCUGGAGGCCAGUGUCCCACGCCUGCAUGCAAGAGCCCCCUGAAGCCCACUGGCCACUGUUGUGAAAUCUGCG